AUGAUAUUCGUUCACGGAUUCAUACAUGGCGAUCCACAUCCCGGAAAUAUACUAGUUUCUCCUCGAGGCAACAAUGGCUUCUCUCUAGUUCUGCUAGACCACGGGAACUGUAAAACAUUGGAUGAAGGAUUUAGACUAGACUUUUGUCGACUAUGGGAGGCUCUGAUUCUUCUGGACUCAAAGAAGAUACAAGAAUUAGGUAAACAGUUUGGUGUUGGCAAAUAUGCCAAAUUCUUCCCUGUCAUUUUUACCGGAAGAACUAGUGAAAGCAAAUCAGGACUAGGAAAAGGAAUGUCUAUACAAGAGAGGCAAAAACUGAAACAGGAGCUCAAGCUUUUGAAAUUAGAAGAUGUCACUACUUUCAUGGGUUCUCUUCCACCUGACUUUCUCACCGUACUGCGAACAGAUGGACUCAUACGGUCAAUCACUUUGAAGUUAGGUGCUCCACAACGAGUGAGACUACUCGCUUAUGCGAAAUCUGCGGUUUAUGGGCUCGGCUACAACCUUGUUUCUGAACCAGAUUUUGUUGACAAGUCGAUAACCUCUAGAUCUCUUAUGUUGAUGAGUUACCUUCGGUUACGUCUUGUUUUGGAGUUGGUGGAGCUUUUUCAAGGAAUGAAGAAGCUGAAACAUACAAUCUAUACUUUAUAUGAACGAAUUAUCAACGGUAUCACAAAAAAUGUAAAGGUCUCGAGUGCAUUAUAG
Molecule: messenger RNA, 705 nt
Organism: Microthlaspi erraticum
Lineage: Eukaryota; Viridiplantae; Streptophyta; Magnoliopsida; Brassicales; Brassicaceae
Source: the annotation of a GenBank genome assembly